AGAGGAAGUGGUCAUAGAUAAAGACUACCAUGAAGACCAGAGUUUGUUUAAGAAAGGAGUGCAGCAUCGUCUUUCUCUUUCUGGCUGUGGUUGCCUCAGUCUUUGUGCUGGAUCACAUAAAGGUCCUGGAGGUGAGACCCCUUAAAGGGUCCAGCCUAUUUGAACUGCUUAAGUUAGAGGAAAAAGUGAACUCCACCAUCUUCGUCCCAAGAGUUUCCACUGACCCUGACAUGCAUCAUGGCCUCUGCACCUUCCAGCCACUGUCCCCUGAGGAUGCCCUGGAGGAGCGACUUUUACUAAAAUCCAUUGCCUGGCCUGAAACUCCACCUCUGUCAGCUCGUGAUUCCCUGCAGCAGACCAGUGAUCCAGCUCACAGCACCUUCACCAUUCUCCCAAGGAGGGGAGGAGGACAGUGGCGUGUAGGGGAUCAGCUGGAGGUCAUGAUAAAAAUGUCUGACUUCCAGGGUCAUCCCAGGAAGUUUGGGGGGGACUUUUUACUCGCCAGACUGCACAACUUGAAGCUUGGUGCAGGUGUGGCUGGACAAGUGGUGGAUCAUCUCAAUGGGAGCUACUCUGCUGUGUUCUCGUUACUCUGGGAAGGAGAAGCGUAUGUUCAGGUCACGCUGGUUCAUCCAAGUGAGGCUAUCCCAGUGCUGGAAAGGCUGAACAGAGAACAACCUGACAGGGUUUACUUCAAGAGCCUCUUCCGUUCAGGCUCACUCUCUGAAACUACCAUCUGUAACGUCUGCCUACGUCCAACCCAGCCAAUGUGCAACUACACUGACCUCCGUACAGGCGAGCCUUGGUUCUGCUACAAGCCAAAGAAUCUGAGCUGUGAAGCCAGAAUGGACCACACCAGGCAACCAUUCAAAAGCAACAUCAUGGCCAAUGAGGAGAAGCUCUUUCAGAGGUAA
Plectropomus leopardus (leopard coralgrouper) is the source of this 914-nucleotide messenger RNA. NCBI's taxonomy places the organism in Eukaryota, Metazoa, Chordata, Actinopteri, Perciformes, Serranidae. The record is from RefSeq and is a predicted model, not a curated record.